AUGGCAAGACCAGAUAUUCGGAUCGUUGUAGCUAUUGAUUUUGGAACGACCUUUUCAGGAUUUGCAUAUUCGAACAAGAUUAAUCCAGAAACUAUCACCAACGAUACUCAGGCUGGAGUAUUUAAAACAAACACUGUAUUAGCAUAUGAUGACAACUUACAACUUGUAGCGUGGGGUUACCCUGCCCUAGCUCAAGAACCUCCAAAGAAAAGAAAGGCAUUAGCUAAGCCGCAGCCUAAACCAGUAGAAUUAUUCAAAUUACAUCUUGCUGGUAUAAAAGAAGAGGAUAAACCUCCGCUUCCUCCAGGCUUAGAUGCAAAGAGAGUCAUUACUGAUUAUUUACAUGAGAUGAACAAACUCAUUUUAGAAACAUUAAAUUCUCGAUGGCCAGGUAUACGGUAUCCUCAACAAGUUCGAUUUGUGGUAUCUGUACCUGCUGAAUGGCAAUAUGAAGCGAAAGCAAUUAUGAGAGAAUGUAUGUAUAAUGCGGGUUACUUGGAACAUAGGCAAUCUGAAAAUUUGGAGUUUACAACUGAACCUGAGGCUGCCGCAAUUUAUUGUAUGAAAACUUUAAAUGAGCAUCAUUUAUCAGUUGGGUCUUCAUUCUUAAUCGUUGAUUGCGGAGGAGGAACUGUGGAUCUUACAACCAGAACUUUAUUACCCAGCAUGAAACUUGGUGAAAUUACUGAACGUAGUGGUGAUCUAUGCGGUAGUUCUUAUGUUGAUCGUGAAUUCCUUAAAUUCCUUGGUAGAAAAUUAGGUUUCGCUGCAAUGAAAAAAUUAAAAGAAAAUCAUUAUGGUCAAAUGCAAUAUUUAGUUCAACAAUUUUGUUCAAGAGUAAAAUUUUCUUUUAAUGGAAAUCCUAAUGAAUAUGCUCCAAAGGAAUUAGAUAUUGAACGUAUAUGUCCAGCAUUGAUGCAAUAUGUUACCGGUCAGGCCAAAGAUCAAAUGGAAGAUGCUGAAUGGUUGAUUGAAUUAGAUUAUCAAACUGUGAAAGAUAUGUUUGAUCCUGUUGUUAAAAAGAUUAUUGAUUUGAUUCAAAGGCAAUGUGCGUCAACUGAACGUAGAUGCGCUGCUAUGUUUUUAGUUGGUGGUUUUAGUGAAAGUCAAUAUUUACAAACUCAAAUUAGACGACAUUUUGCAACUCAAAUCCCAAUUAUUGCCGUUCCUAAACAUCCUAUAGCAGCCAUCGAGCGGGGUGCUUUAGAAUAUGGUUUAAAUAUGGAUAUUGUCCAAACUCGAGUCUUAAAAUUCUGUUACGGUGUAGAAGUAAGCGCGAAGUGGGAAAAACAUGAUCCACCAGAACGUCGUACACCUUCCGGCCGUAUAUUCAAAUUCCAUCGACUAGCAUUAAGAGGUGUUGAAGUUGCCGUCGAUCAAAAAUUCUUUUAUACUGCUGGUCCUGUUGUUCCUAAUCAAACUGAUAUGACUUUUAAUAUAUAUAUUACUCCUGAUAAUAACGCAAAAUAUU
Molecule: messenger RNA, 1471 nt
Organism: Dentiscutata heterogama
Lineage: Eukaryota; Fungi; Glomeromycota; Glomeromycetes; Diversisporales; Gigasporaceae
Source: the annotation of a GenBank genome assembly